AUGGCUGAACGACGGCAGAUUAUCGACUUACACAUGAGUGGCAUGAAGGUGAACGCGAUCUCCAAAGCCUUGUGCAUCUCACACGGUUGCGUCAGCAAAAUCAUCAGCAGAUACCGCCAAACGGGCAUACUGUCACCAGCGUCUUCACCAGAACAACGCCGCACCCGACGAAAGAAAAAUGAGUCUCCAGCAGUCACCGACACGCACGAAUACAAGCCAGACUUCAAGCAUGAAUACAGUCAUGCCGCUGACUACGUGACACAUGAUUUUCGUGUACACUAUGCUGCCACUGGUGGUGUCCAGCAUCCCGCUGACAUGGCAGCAAUGCAGCACUACACAAUGAUACCGGAGCACAUGAUAGCACAAGAAUAUCCCCAACCAGUGCUAUUGUGA
Messenger RNA from Ostertagia ostertagi, 393 nucleotides. Lineage: Eukaryota; Metazoa; Nematoda; Chromadorea; Rhabditida; Trichostrongylidae. The record is from the annotation of a GenBank genome assembly.